This is a messenger RNA of Neurospora tetrasperma FGSC 2508, 1521 nucleotides long. RefSeq lists its product as uncharacterized. NCBI's taxonomy places the organism in Eukaryota, Fungi, Ascomycota, Sordariomycetes, Sordariales, Sordariaceae. The transcript has 5 exons. The record is from RefSeq and is a predicted model, not a curated record. The coding region runs from base 1 to 1521 and encodes 506 amino acids. Gene Ontology annotation, molecular function: iron ion binding; heme binding; monooxygenase activity.
AUGGCCUCAACAACAGCCUUUCUCACACGCCUCACCACCAUCACCUUCUCCUCCCUGACUCAACCCCUCCUCAUCAUGUUUCUCCUCUCCUUACUCACCCUCUAUACCGUCUACAUCGCUAUUUACCGCCUCUACCUCAGUCCCCUCGCCGACAUCCCCGGUCCCCGACUUGCCGCGCUGACAAAAUGGUACGAGUUUUACUACGAAGUCAUCCUGCACGGCCAGUACACCUUCAAGAUCAUCGAGCUGCACAAGCAGUACGGGCCCAUUAUCCGGAUCAACCCGUGGGAGGUACACAUUGCGGAUCCAGAUUUCCACAGGGUGUUGUUGCCGACAAAUACAAAUCGACGGAGACAUCGGACGCCGUUUUUCACGAAGCAGUUUGGGGCUGAUGAAAGUAUCGUGGCUACCAAUGAUCAUGAUCUCCAUAAGCUUCGGAGAUCAGCGGUUGGCCCUUUCUUUUCGACGCAAAACACGAGAGCGCUACAGCCGGUUAUCGAGGAGAGGGUUGAUGCAUUGUUGGCCAGGCUUCGAGAGCAUGGAAAGACGAAGAAGGAUAUUCCGUUGAAUAUGAUGUAUGCGUAUUCGGCCACGUCUUACGUGGAGGACCCCGACUUCCGCGCCGAAAUCACCAACGGGAUCUUGACCGGUUCCAACUACGGAAAAAUCUUCCAACACUUCCCUUUCCUCGUCCCCUUCCUCGCUUCGAUCCCACCAGGGAUGCUCGCCGCUAUUUCCCCCUUCUACCGCACCUUCCUCCACCUCCGCGCCUGCAUCACGGCCCAAAUCGGCGAAAUCGAAAAGUCUCUCCGCUCCGAGGAAGGCAAGAACGCCCACCUCGACAUCCCCCAUCCCACCAUCUUCCACUCCUUCGUCAACACGGAAGCACUCCCUCCUAUCGAAAAGUCCGUACCGCGGAUUGCCCAAGAAGGCCAGGUCCUUUUAAGGGAAGCCAUUCCCGAUGACGCCAACGAGCCCGUCGAUCUCGCUCGUCUCGAACAACUCCCCUAUCUCCGCGCAGUAAUCAAGGAGAGUAUGCGUCUCAGCGUUGGCGCAUCGGGUCGAAUCACGCGCGUGGCGCCUGACGAAACACUGCGGUUCAAGCCCUCCAAGUUAUGUCUGCAAUGCUAUCCAGACCAGCUGAAGACGACAGAAGACAAGGAAAAGGAGUGGCUGCUUCCUCCUGGGACGGAGAUCUCCAUGACGAGCUACCAGAUUACUACGAACCCGGAGAUCUUUCCGGAUCCGCACGCCUUUGUGCCGGAGAGGUGGUUGGGGAAGGAGAACGAGAUGAGGCUUGACAAGUACAUGACGGUGUUUGGACACGGGGCAAGGGUUUGUUUGGGGAUGCAGUUGGCGUAUGCGGAGAUGUAUUUGAUGUUGAGUAAGAUGUGGAGGGUUUGGGAGGGUGGGCCGCAGGUUGGUGGCGGGGAGGAUGAGGAUGGUAAGGAGGAUGUGGAAGAAAAGAAGGGAAGAAGAGAUGGUCGGACGGUGGGUAGCGGCGAGAAGAAUCAUGGGUAG